Xenopus tropicalis (tropical clawed frog) is the source of this 2019-nucleotide messenger RNA. It is a transcript of the gene mtpap, whose product is annotated as mitochondrial poly(A) polymerase. Lineage: Eukaryota; Metazoa; Chordata; Amphibia; Anura; Pipidae. The coding region runs from base 37 to 1773 and encodes 578 amino acids. Gene Ontology annotation, biological process: RNA metabolic process. The record is from RefSeq and is a predicted model, not a curated record. The transcript is spliced from 9 exons.
UCUAUUUCAUCCCCAUUCCUUGCUGCGCUUCUGUCGAUGGCCUGGUUUGGCCUGAUUCGGCCACCAUACUCAGAUACUGCACGCAUGCGCUCUCCUGCCCUUUCCCCCGCUGUCAUGGUGGCCUGCAUGAAGCUGCGCUCGGUGGUCAGGGUCACCGGUCGGGCUCUGAGUAACGCGGUUGGGGGACAGCAGCAAGUAGCAGCAGCAGCCGGCGGCGGGUUAUGUCUCGAUGAAGACCCUGUGACAAGAAGGACCUUUGCAGAAGUGCAGAAGGAAAGACAAGAGCAGGCAAAACACACAGUUUUAAUCAACUGCCCCCCCAAUGUAAACGAAAAUAAAUUUCUAAAAUAUUUAUCCCAACACGGACAGAUAACUAGGCACUUCUUCUAUGAAGGUUACGGUGCGCAUGCUGUGGUGGAAUUUCUGGACAGAGAAAGCAUAGAAUCACUCAGAAGUGCGACAAGUCUGCCGACUGUGGAAAAUGAAUGCAUCUUGCCCUUUAAGUCAAGGCUUUUCACCUUAAAGUCAGACAGCGCAUUGGGGAAUGUGCCAGUACCGUGCCACCGGCAGACGGCUCUUCCCAUAAAUGAGCUGAUCCAGAAGCUCUGCAAGGCUCAGAAUAUAGAAGAGCAAGCUUACGCACUCCUGGAGGAGUACCAGUUAACUGACGAAAACAUCAGACUUCGCUUCUUAGUCUCCUCUCUGAUUAAAGAUAUUGCCACUGCCUAUUUCCCAGAAGCCACUGUAAAUCCAUAUGGCUCUACUGUAAAUUCCUUUGGGAAAUUAGGUUGUGACUUGGACUUGUUUUUGGAUCUUGAUGACAUACAGAAGAGGAUCGCUGUAAAGACUACGGGUCCAUUUGCCACUGAGUAUUUGAUAAAAAGGGUUCCCUCGGCAAGAGUAGCCACGCAGAGGAUACUGUCUGUCAUUGGGGAAUGUAUAGACAAUUUUGGCCCGGGGUGUACAGGAGUGCAAAAGAUACUGAACGCUCGCUGUCCAUUAGUAAGGUUUUCCCAUCAGCCAGCAGGCCUCCAAUGUGACCUUACGUCAGACAACAGAAUUGCACUCAGAAGUUCGGAGCUAUUAUAUAUCUAUGGAUGCUUUGACCACAGACUGCGAGCCCUUGUCUUCACACUGCGUUGCUGGGCACGAGUGCAUGGAAUAACAAGCGCAAUCCCUGGAGCAUGGAUAACCAAUUUCUCCCUUACCAUGAUGAUCCUGUUCUUUCUGCAGAAGAGAAGCCCUCCUGUCAUCCCAACUUUGGAUCAUUUGAAAGGCCUGGCAGGCAAAGAAGACAAACACAUUAUUGAUGGACACGAUUGUUCCUUUGUUAGCAAUCUGAACAGGAUUAAACCAUCUCAAAAUUCAGAGGCUCUAGAUGUGCUGCUGGGGGAAUUCUUUGAAUUUUAUGGAAACUUUGACUUUAGUAAGAACUGCAUCGAUAUCCGAAAGGGCAAGGAGCAGAACAAGCCAGAAGUAUGCCCGUUAUACAUCCGCAAUCCAUUCGAACAGACCCUUAAUGUUAGUAAAAAUGUGAACCAAUCCCAGCUGGACAGGUUUGUGGCUUUAGCUCGGGAAAGUGCCUGGAUCAUGCAAGAACAAAUCAGCCAGUCAGUGCAUAAAGAAAACACAGCCUGGGGCCUUGGUACCUUGCUGCUUCCCUCCGUGUUCCAAGGGAUUGGGAAGAUUAAGAAGAAAAGGAAGAGAGGCCCUGCCAGCGAUAGAAUCAAAAGUCUCUUGGAUUCUUUGAAGACGAAUGGUAAAGCCAGGUAGCCCACUCCUAAGGAUUGUAUGAUUGCCAACAAUAUGCCAGGCCAUUACCGCUCAAGUGAGAAAGAACAUCUGGUAUGUUCUGGAAUCCAAGCAACAGCCUAAUGGAUCAUGUUUCUUCCUGAAAUGAUUGCCAUGCUCACAUGAACUAUUUGAGCAGAGCAUAGGACAAACUCAUUAUACUUUCUUUAUAUGACAUUUUUAUAUUUGGAUUCACACUAAUCCAAUAAAGUUAUUGGGGGGAUAUAA